This is a messenger RNA of Vitrella brassicaformis, 2084 nucleotides long. The record is from the annotation of a GenBank genome assembly. NCBI's taxonomy places the organism in Eukaryota, Vitrellaceae.
CCCACGUGCACAGACAAUAAAAAUAGUCAGCCACUGGGAAGGCAGGCAGCAGGAGGACACCGACAACACGCAACACAGGCAGCAACGGACCCUCCCCCCCUCUCAUGAAGGCUAAACAUGGAGGCUAGAUCGCAUCUUCUUCCUUUCCCCUCCCCUCACCCAUGCGCUGCCCGUGCGACGGCCCCUCCGGCCGAGGCCCACAGAAGAUGCCUUCCUUCUCAGCGCUUUGUGCACCUUCAUGAUGGCCUUCUUGACGCGUUUGGCGGCCCUCCUCAACACCUGUGCCGUGCUGCCAAACGCGUCAAGAAGGCCUUCAUGAAGGCGAUGCCUUCGGCUCCCGCCCCGGGCGGACGACUUGCGCCGAGAGGACGUGCGCGGAGACUUACGGCGGGACCUGCGGAAGCGAUGAGGACCCACACCAGAGGUGGUGGUCUCCUGAGGAGACACAGCGGCUGCAGACGACCCUGCGCUCGUAGAGAGCUCCUCAGGGCGAGAGGCGCUGAUGGACAUGGCGUGGGGGGCGGUGGUGUGUGUGGGGGGGAAGAAGCCGAGGGCGAUGUACUCGGCGAAGAGGGGUGUGAGGGCCGGGUCAUCGAAGUAUGGGUGACACGCGAGCUGGGCAGCAGUCCACCGGCACGUCGGCAGGCACAACAUCCUGCAGACAAUGAAUGAAUGGGACACACACAGGUGCACACACACGCAAGAUGCAAGACGCCCCCUUCUCUGACUUACUUCGACAGCACAGAGAUGAGGCCCUCGUGCUGGACACCCAGCUGCCGUAUCUUGGCUUUGCUCCGCUCCCCGCUGCUGACGUCGAUGUCGCGGAAGAGGCCAGGCGGGAGCCCCAUCGCCGCGGCUUCGUUGCCGGUCGGCCGCCCAGUGAAGUCGAAAAGCGUCCGAGACCUACGCAAACACAUACACAGAGAGAGAGGACAUACGGCCAUCCAUCCAUCCAGCCGCGUGUCUGUGUGUGUAUGAGUGUGCUAAAGUACACGUUGGCGAGUUCUGUGUUGCUGGGCGUGGCAAGGGGGAAGAUGUCCUUCCACGAGUUCUUGCCCGUGGCCAUCUCCAGCCCCAGUACGCCGGCCUGGAAGAUGUCGCCCUGCCGCACACUGUAUGCCGGGAAAAGACCGCAACCUGGACGAACGACAAAUAACACACACACGCAAAAGCAAAAGACGCCCCUCAUUCUUGAUGGCCCACCUCCCUCCGUGUCUCGGUCUUUGUUACCUAUUGGGUCAUCGUGUGCCGCGUAAGGCCACGCCAUCUCUGGCGUCACGUAGCCUGGCGUCCCUUUGGCUCCCUGGAACGUCCCCGAGCCCUCCCCGUGCCCCCCGUACGGUGUCUUGGGGUGGACGCUUAGGCCGAAGUCGAUGGCCUUCAUGAUGGGCAGGCCACCCUCUCCUCUCCUCACCAGCAGGUUUGCGCGAGAGAUGUCGCCGUGCGCAAUCCCGAGCUCAUGCAGGAAAGCCAGCAUGCGGACGGACUGGUAGAGGACGGCUUUGAUGUCGGCGUCAGACAGCACUGAGCUGGUCAUCCACUUGUCCGCCGACUGGUACCCAUCCAGCAGCUCCAGCUGUAGCCACUGGUCGCCCUGCCGCGUGCUGCUGUGGUCGAGGAAGCUGCCGUACCUCUUGACAAUGUUCGGAUGCCAGCCGCUGCGAUAGAGCUCCUUAGAUCUGCCGGCUGCGAGGGCUCGGGCUUCUGCAUUUGAUUGCAGGACGUCAUAAAGAAGUACCUCGUUGAGGCUGCUGAGGUGGAUGGUGCCACCCGUCGCCCCGGGCCGCCGCACUGGCUUGAAAAUUUUCAUCGCAAAGAGGCGGUUGGGGUCGGGAUAGGCCCUGUCCUUGGCUCUGUGUACCGUAGAAUAAGCCCCCUCACCGAAGGGUUGGGCUUGAACGUCGAAACGGCCAGAAAAGAUGGAAUUCGAAGACAUGACGGUCUGUCCCGAGAGCGGAAUUUGAGAGCGGGGAGGCUAGAUGAUGGCUGGGCCUUGCAGAGAGAUGGUCAGAGAGCAAAAAAGGCAGCUGUUUAGGAAACAGGCGAUAUCAGAUGCAUCACACGAUGCUUUCCAUACAUGCGCA